Molecule: messenger RNA, 1495 nt
Organism: Camelina sativa (false flax)
Lineage: Eukaryota; Viridiplantae; Streptophyta; Magnoliopsida; Brassicales; Brassicaceae
Source: RefSeq, a predicted model, not a curated record
AAACGGAUCUGACAAAAAUGGGUUUUUCUCUUUCUUUUCUUCUAGCUAACAUAAGGCAAAAGACUAUAUCUUUGCACACAAAUAUAUAAAGAAAAGAAAGAAGAUGAGAUUAGUCACAGGCCAAAUCUCAAAAAGACUUCAUAGCAAAGCAAACAUCUUUUUUCUUACUUAGUCACUUGCAUGUAAAGUACAGUCAGCUUCUUCCUUCUUUUUUCUCCCCUAAUUUUUUCAAGAGAUUCUCAAAGCUUUUUUUAAUUCCAUCUUCUUCACACAACUAUGUACUUAUAAAGUUAUAAACAACACAAGAAAGAAGUAGAAAAAAACAAAGCCAAUCUCAUGCUCUAAUGGCGAAACAGAGUUAUGUCUUCUUCACUUUCUUGUUUCUUUCUCUUCUUUCACUCUGUUCCUCAAGAACUACAAAUCAUGAUGUCUUAACCCCACCAACGGUCUUUCCUACGAACCCCACAACGGUCUUUCCUACAAACCCCACAACUACACCGCCGACUACAUUUCCUCCGGAGACCAUAACGCCGACAAAUCCAACCACAACAGUUCCUAUUACUCCUCCAGUCACAACCAUUCCUCCUCCUACACUCACCCCACCUGUGACCAACCCUGCGACUCAGUAUCCUCAAACACAACCCUCAGGGACGGUUCCAGUUCCAGUUCCUGUAUUUGCACCGCCUGCUGUCUCAAACUCUCCAUCGGCUUCAGGUCAAAGUUGGUGCGUGGCAAAGCCUGGAGCCUCUCAAACCUCACUCCAACAGGCUCUUGACUAUGCCUGCGGGAUCGCAGAUUGCUCUCAGAUACAGCAAGGAGGUAACUGUUAUUCACCUAUCAGUCUUCAGAGCCAUGCCUCAUUUGCCUUCAACAGCUAUUACCAGAAGAACCCUUCUCCACAAAGCUGCGAUUUUGGCGGUGCAGCCUCACUAGUUAGCGCCAACCCAAGCACUGGUUCUUGCAUUUACCAGACAGGUUCAUCGACAUCAACACCAACGACAGCAGGAACAACUACGCCAACUCCAUCAACACAAACAGUGAACCAGCCUCCUGUCACAUCAACACCUAUAAUACCAUCAGGAGGCGGGAUAAUCGGGGUUGGAACUCCACCACAAAUCUUUAACCCAGCGAAUCCUACAUCAAAUACUCUAAACUAUCCACCCUCAGGAGGUUCAGGGGUUUACGGUUUUGAUGGUUCACCAAAUGGGAACAAUCCAACAUCAUCAGACUCUACACGCUUGAAGAUUCAGUUUGGUCAUGCUAUAAUGGCAACAUUGAUUAUUCUUCAUGCAGUGCUAUUUCAUUAGAAGUAGAAUAUGUAGGAGUCGUAAUAGUUUUGUGACACAAGUACAAGCUCUUUUAGAGUAUCUUCAUAAGAAGAAUCUAGGAAUGUAAAACAUUAUUAAUUUCUUUGGUGCAAGAGGCUUGCUAAGGUUUCGGUUUUGUACAGAAAACCCCAGUUGUCUCUUUUCAAAUAAAUCUCAGUAGAACCAAA